Molecule: messenger RNA, 5835 nt
Organism: Scophthalmus maximus (turbot)
Lineage: Eukaryota; Metazoa; Chordata; Actinopteri; Pleuronectiformes; Scophthalmidae
Product: exostosin-1a-like
Exons: 11
Coding region: 976-3207 (743 amino acids)
Cellular component (GO): membrane
Molecular function (GO): glycosyltransferase activity
Source: RefSeq, a predicted model, not a curated record
CCAGUCGUCCUGGUGGCUCGCAGUCUCCACGGCUCCUCUCUUGUUUGUGUGUGAGAGACACUUUGCAUGAACACUUCACACGACCGGAGAGAUUUUUUUUGUACGGAGGAGUUCGCCCGUCGGUGUCGCGUGGAGAGCGGCGGACACGUCGUGGACACAACCGAGGACGGAGGAGAGAGGACAACCCGACUGUCUUCACUUCCGACCGGCGCUAAAUCUACUUUGAUGCGGCCGCUUAGCUAACAAGCUAACUGGGAAUGUUUUCAACAGAAAAAAACAAAAAAACUAGCCAGGUAGUUAGCAUGCUAGCUAGCCACCUAAGCUAGCUAAAACCGGUUUGUACAAAUUCGCAGUGUGAAUGCACCGAAGCCGGUUUCAAAUGGCACGUGCACUCGUUUCGACGCGUUUCGUCUAAAUAAUCGCAGCUUUUCGUUGAAUGUUUCGGGCUCCGGUGCCCCUCUGGGUUGGCUCACUUUCUCAUCCCGGGGACAAUAGUUAAAGUGUCCAGGCAACAAGUCUGCUAACACGCCGCAAACUCAAGUUUGUGCCCAAUCAUGUGCAAGUGUUGUUAUCGGUGACGACGAUGCCCCGGUUAGAUAUGAAGUCAUAUAACUGUGUUGGGUCGAACAUGCACAGCAGAGGGAAGGAGGGCUGUUUUGUAGACUGGUAGUAGGUUGCCACAUUGUGUGCCCACGUUGAAGUGGACCGGGUCACGCUGUUGUGUCGAAAGAACCCGUUGUCAGUUGAUCGAUACCGAGCCACGGACGAGGAGACGAGCUGGAUGAACAUUACACGUCGCCCACAUGCGUUGGAUCAGCUCCCGGACUCGUGAAAGGCGUCCGCGGCAGAGGGAGGGAGACGUGAGCGCGCAGCCCGGGGGAAGAUGGCGGAGCGUGGCCGCAGGACGCGGUGAGACCGACACCCGGGGACCACUUGGAUUCAUCGCCGCGCGUCUGACCUCCGAUCGCAGGACACAUGCAGGCCAAAAAACGCUACUUAAUUCUCUUCUCCGCCGGCGCGUGUCUCAUCCUGUUGUUCUGUUUCGGCGGGAUACAAGUGCCGCUGUCCAGGCGGGGACCCGGCCGGCGCGAUGACCGCAGCCUCGCCGGUCAUCACCCCGCGGCGCGCUGGCGUCGCCUCCCGGGGCUCCUGCAGCGCUUCAGCUCCCGGGAGCAGGACUGGAGCGACGACCGCGGUGAACACAUGUCCCCCCGGCAGAAGAGGGACGCGAGCACCGGCGUCUACGCAGGAAAACGCUGCAGAAUGGAGUCCUGUUUUGACUUCUCCCUCUGCGAGCGGAAUGGCUUCAAAGUUUACGUCUACCCCCAGCAGAAGGGGGAGAAGAUGUCCGAGAGUUACCAGAACAUUCUGUCCUCGAUCGAAGGCUCCAGGUUUCACACACCGGAACCGGGACAGGCGUGCCUGUUUGUCCUGAGUCUGGACACGCUGGACCGGGACGGGCUUUCUCCCCAGUAUGUGCACAGCCUGAGGGCAAAGAUCCAGGGCCUUCCUCCGUGGAACGGGGGCAAAAACCACAUCAUCUUCAAUUUAUACUCCGGCACCUGGCCGGACUACACGGAAGACCUGGGCUUCGACAUCGGCCUCGCCAUGUUGGCCAAGGCCAGCAUCAGCACGGAGAACUUCCGGCCCAACUUUGACGUUUCCAUACCUCUUUUCUCUAAAGACCACCCCAGGACGGGAGGGCAACGAGGCUACCUGAAACACAAUGCCAUUCCCCCGUAUCGAAAGUACAUGCUUGUUUUCAAGGGGAAGAGGUACCUGACUGGAAUAGGUUCGGACACCAGGAACGCUCUGUACCACGUCCAUAACUCGGAAGACGUGGUCCUCCUCACCACCUGUAAGCAUGGGAAGGACUGGCAGAAGCACAAGGAUGCACGCUGCGAUAGAGACAACGCAGAAUAUGACAAAUAUGACUACAGAGAGAUGCUGUACAACUCCACAUUCUGUCUGGUGCCUCGAGGACGACGGCUGGGUUCCUUUCGCUUCCUGGAGGCUCUGCAGGCAGCUUGUGUUCCCGUGAUGCUGAGUAAUGGCUGGGAGCUUCCCUUCUCGGAGAUCAUUGACUGGAAUACGGCAGCUGUGAUUGGGGAUGAAAGACUGCUAUUACAGAUCCCCUCAACAGUGCGCUCCAUUCACCAGGAUAAGAUCCUGUCCCUGAGACAGCAGACCCAGUUCCUGUGGGAGGCCUACUUCAACUCUGUGGAGAAGAUUGUACUGACCACACUCGAGAUCAUCCAGGACCGGGUGCUGCGGCACACCUCGAGGAGCAACCUCAUGUGGAACAGUCUGCCCGGGGGUCUCUUCACCCUGCCCCAGUACUCUACACACCUGCGAGACUUCCCUUUCUAUUACGCUAAGCUGGGUAUCAAGCCAUCCCCCAAGUUCACGGCGAUCAUCCACGUGGUGACCCCGCUGGUGUCCCAGUCUCAGCCAGUCAUGAAGCUGCUUGUGGCUGUGGCCAAAUCCCAGUACUGUGCUCAGGUGAUAGUUCUGUGGAACUGUGAUAAGCCUCUUCCUGCCAAGUACCGCUGGCCUGCCACCUCGGUCCCUGUCAUUGUCAUAGAAGGGGAAAGCAAGAUGAUAAGCAGUCGUUUCCUGCCCUACGACACCAUCCCCACAGAUGCAGUGCUCAGUCUGGAUGAGGACACGGUGCUCUCCACCACAGAGGUGGACUUUGCCUUGACAGUGUGGCAGAGUUUCCCGGACCGCAUUGUCGGUUACCCAGCCCGCAGCCACUUCUGGGACAGCAACAAGGAGAGGUGGGGCUACACGUCCAAAUGGACCAACGACUACUCCAUGGUGCUGACCGGGGCUGCCAUCUAUCACAAAUACUACCACUACUUGUACACAACUUACCUUCCGGUCAGUCUGAAGUCGAUGGUUGACCAGAUGUCAAACUGCGAGGACAUUCUGAUGAACUUCCUGGUGUCGUCAGUCUCCAAACUACCGCCCAUCAAGGUCACCCAGAAGAAACAGUACAAGGAGACCAUGAUGGGACAGAGCUCCCGGGCGUCUCGCUGGGCUGACCCGGACCAUUUUGCCCAGCGUCAGACCUGCAUGAACAAGUUUGCCAGCUGGUUUGGCACCAUGCCCCUCGUCCACUCUCAGAUGAGGCUGGACCCGGUCCUGUUCAAAGACCAGGUGUCCAUACUGCGGAAGAAGUACAGGGACAUAGAGAGGCUAUAGCGCUCCUGAGCCCCCCCGCUCACUGGAGACAUUAAAGGAAGGGCGAGGGGGCAGACGCAUGGAGAAAUGCAAAGCCGUUCCAUGAUUGCAUGGAUGGAUCAAUGGAGAAGCAAAUGGGAUUGGGUGGAGAGAGAUCUACUUGUCUCCUCCAUUAGGUCAUUUGUAUUUCCUCUUUUUCGCCUCUCUUCUUUUUCUCUGGUGUGUAUUGGAGGACAGCUGAGCACACGGGUCCCACUAUAUUCACUAUCGCCACCAACAGCCGAAGGACACGUGAGGACUUUUAAAGUGUUUGACUUUGAACCGAAGUGGUCUAAUUGGUGGAGUUGUAAAUCCCAACAGCGGCAAACCCACUCCCAACUCAACCCCCGCUGAUCAAGACGGACUGUUCUGCACACAAUGCACCGGUUCCUGAACGUUGUUUUUUUUUGCUGACAGAAUAUUAUUAAUAAUAAUAAUGACUAUGAAGAGGAUAACACUAUAUUUGGAUGGUGUUUUGCUAUUUUUUUUUAUACAGUGAAUGAAUGGCCAGCACUAUUCUCUCUAUUGUCUUAACUGAAAAAAAUCAAUAGCAGGGUGGUUUUUAAAAGGAGCAAUGACACAAUCCCUCAACAGUCACUGAUCUGAUUUUCACAGUGCCUCGAGUUCUUUUAACGGCGUUGGGAUGUGGGAGUCUGAGAGAAAAGGCGUGGUGCAGAAUGAGCACCUUGAUCUUUUGCUGUGUUCUGUUGUGUUUUUUGUUUCCAUGGUUUGUGAUUUUCUUUGCGACUGAUGAAAUCAAUGGAUCUUGCAGUAAAUUCUCCAGGUCAGCGUUGAAGUUUUAUUUGCUGAAUGUAUUUUUUAUUCAAUUGAACAAGCUAAAUUGUCAUUAUGUGCCAUUCUCAACUUUUUCCCAUUUAUAAAGGCUCAAACGCCAAACUAGAAUCAGUACUUGAAUAUUUGAUGGCCUGAAGAACAAUAUAGGAUCAUAGUUGUCUUGGUUACAGGAUGGGGGAGCUUCCCAGCUAAGCCAACCAAUGGUCUGUUAAAACACAAACCUCUCUGAAAGCCGGGGAGUGGAUCUUUUUGGGCUUGUUAACAAGAGUUAUUGACAUAGUGUCAUUGUCUCCCUCUCAUAGACCCAAUUUCAUUUUGUCCUGACAAGUACUUGACACACUUUAUAUAGAAGCAUCAAACCGCAAUUGAUUCUGUCAGAUUAAAGAUAGCAUCAUAUAAAGUAGACUACUGUAUUUUCCCCACUUGUUAUAAGCAAAUAUGAGCAGAUCAAGAAUAAUUCUCACUAAGCAUUUUUGAUACAGAUAAAAAAAACAUAGGGAAGAAAUAUGCACCUUUUGGGAAGAUCCUCUAUUAAUUAAGUAUUCUAAUUUUUGGGGAUAUUUAUUUAACAUAAAUUUUCAUUAUUUUUGUUUGAUUUGAUUUUGGUCUUCUAAAUCUGAGACAUCCCAUUGGUUAUAAUGUCUUCAUGCAUUGCGAAGUGUCAGUGCCACAUGCGAUUGGGUCGUUGCAGAUGGAUCAAUAGGCUAAUUGGAAUAAGGAAAUGAUACGUGUUUGUUUCCAUUAUUAGUCACGCUAACUUUCUUUGGUCGUAGAUUAUAUCAUAUCAGAGUAUCUGAAAAAUGUUCAUGUAGUUCAAUGAACCUUGAAUGAGCAUGUGGUUUUAAAAUUGUUGUGCUUCAUUAAGUCAAAGUUCCUCUGUCCAAGAUCAUCUUGGUCAGUUUCACAGUCCUCCACAGACCCCAAUAUGUGCCAUUAGAUCAUUUGUGGUUUUGUUUGUGUAUAUAUAUAUAUAUUUUUCAUCUAAUAUGAGGAAUGCCAUGCAUUCCCAUAUUUAUUUGUUUCAAUAAAGUAUUUUUCUGUUGAUCUUGGACGGUAAGAAAGUGUGUGAGAAAGAGAAGGGAGAAGGAACGGGGCUGUGUGGUGUUUUUCACUUCUGAGAAUGUGCAGCUUGACGGCAAAUAAACAAUCUGUGUAUUAUGUUGCCGUCAGGACGACUUAAUAAUAUCGUGAAGAGAAUCGCAUUUCAGAAAAUGAACUUGGUGCAAUAUUUAAGAAGACCUUUUUAUUUUCUCUUCUCUUCCCCUUGUGUUGUUUCAGAGGGCAGGGGGUUACACAUUGAUGUGCCUUCAAAAGAAGAGUUUCAAUCUGCCUUGUGCAACAAACUGGUCCCCAAUUUCAUUAAAGUCGUUUUUUAUUUUCUUUAUCAAUAGCCAGUAACAUUCUCCCUGUAUGGUGUUGUUUAACACUGGAUCUGAUACUGACAUUCCUGCCUUUUCUGUUAUUGGAACGUUUUUCAAGGUCUCGUUCGACUCGUACUGACACAUGCACUGCCUUGUGUUGUUAUACUUGCGAGGGCCCAACAGCCUCCUCUAGCUGGUUGUCACAGGUGUAGUGAUACAUAUAAUGCACAUAUACAGUAGAAUUCUCACAUACAUGAUGUACACAGUAUUUAUCAGGCAGGAGUUGUCUCGGCUGAAUCGCUGCCUGUUUCCUCAUCCUCUCCUGUAACUGCAGACAGACCUAACCUUGUAGAGAUUGAACAUGGAACGAUAGAGGAAAAAUCACGAUUUUGUAAAAGAAUUUUUUAAAAACGGAAAAAACAACAACAGACAAAUAAAAUGUUUUUUAAAACGG